CUGCGAGGCCGCGUCUCUCUUGCGCCUGCGCGGGCGCUCGAGGCGGGCGGGGGCUGAGCGGGCGCAGGGCGGCGGCGCGUGCGCGCUGAGGAGACGGAGAUCUCUCGCGAGGAAGGACGCCAUUAUCGCAGCCGCCCGACAAACACCACGAGAAUUCGGCACGGCACACGGGUUGCAUGUCUCGUAAAACGGCUUGUCUGGGGGCCUGCAGUGGUGUUUGACUGGAUAUUGCAACCUGGUUCUGAAUGAUGUCAGAACAGGAUUUGGCAGAUGUUGUUCAGAUUGCUGUUGAAGACCUGACUCCAGACAACCCAGAGUGUUGGGGUUUCAGAAGCCAGUGGAUCUGUCGAAGCAGAACAGCUGAUGUGGCAACUCUGCUUCCUCACGUUGUGUUGGCGAAUCAUGAAGUGACAGACGAUGAUGUAGAGCCCACUCUGAAACGUCAGCGCAUAGAAAUUAACUGCCAGGAUCCCUCUAUUAAGUCGUUCCUGUGUUCCAUUAAUCAGACAAUAUGCCUGCGACUGGAUAGCAUUGAGGCAAAGUUGCUGGCGCUAGAGGCUACCUGUAAAUCACUGGAAGAGAAGUUGGAUCUUGUCAUGAACAAACAGCAUAGCCCCAUCCAGGUCCCCAUGGUGGCAGGUUCUCCUCUUGGCGCUACGCAGACCUGCAAUAAAGUACGAUGUGUCGUUCCCCAGACCACAGUAAUACUGAACAACGACCGGCAGAAUUCAAUUGUAGCCAAGAUGGUUGGGCAGGAAGAGCCAUUGAGCAGAGCAGCGGAUUCUCUGGAAAAUAUCCUUAGCAAUGCUGUUCCUGGACGUAGGCAGAACACCAUAGUGGUGAAGGUUCCAGGGCAUGACGACAGUCACAACGAAGAUGGAGAGAGUGGCUCUGAGGCCAGUGACUCAGUAUCCAACAGUGGACAAUUAGGAAGCCAAAGUAUUGGGAACAAUGUCACCCUUAUUACGCUGAACUCUGAAGAGGAUUACCCCAACGGGACGUGGCUCGGAGAUGAAAAUAACCCUGAGAUGCGGGUCCGUUGCCCCAUCACCCCUGCUGACAUGCUGCACAUCAGCACCAACUGCCGCACGGCCGAGAAGAUGGCACUGACGUUGCUCGAUUAUCUCUUCCAUCGGGAAAUUCAGGCCAUCUCCAACCUUUCAGGCCAGGGGAAGCAUGGGAAGAAGCAGCUCGAUCCUCUCAUGAUAUAUGGAAUUCGCUGUCAUCUCUUUUAUAAAUUUGGAAUCUCAGAGUCUGACUGGUAUCGGAUCAAGCAGAGCAUAGACUCCAAGUGCCGAACAGCUUGGAGGAGGAAGCAGCGGGGCCAGAGUCUCGCCGUGAAAAGCUUCUCAAGGCGAACGCCUUCGUCGUCGUCUUACAGUGGUUCAGAGGGUCCUCAGAGCUCGGUGUCGGCCUCGAGCGAGAUCCAGCAGAACCAGCCCCAGGCACUACACUACGCACUGGCCAACGCCCAGCAGGUUCAGAUCCACCAAAUAGGAGAAGAUGGACAAGUCCAAGUAAUCCCGCAGGGCCAUCUCCACAUAGCCCAGGUUCCUCAAGGCGAGCAAGUCCAAAUCACGCAGGACAGCGAGGGAAACCUGCAGAUACACCAAGUGCACGUUGGGCAGGAUGGGCAGGUGUUGCAGGGCGCUCAGCUGAUCGCUGUUGCCUCUGCCGAGCCUGCAUCAGGAGGUGUUGAUGGAUCCCCUCUGCAAGGCAGCGAUAUCCAAGUGCAGUAUGUGCAGCUCACGCCAGUGACAGACCACUCUGCCACCAGUCAAAAGUUUUCCAGUUAUUUUGAUCCGCAGUCUGGAUUUCCCCCGGGAGCUGCAAUGUGUGCAAUUGUAAGUGAACACUCGAUGGUGUCAGUUAAGGUGGAGGAGGUGUGUUUUAUUUCUUUUUUAAAUCAGUUUGAACAGUCACGUGCCUGAGGCUAGAACCAGCUCAAAGCCAUGCCUGGUGGCAGUACAGGAAUACAGUACAGCAGUUGCCAGAGAUUUUUCUGAAGAUGAUUACAUGUUGUUCCAUGAACCCUGUGGGCACCUUCUCUAGAGGAUGCCUAGUGCUUGAGAAAUGUGUUGGCUUACCAGCCAGAAUAUAAUGCCAUCCUCAGCAGCCAAUCUUAGAAGGGAUUUUUGUCUGAUAGGUACCCAGUUUUGCAGAGAGUUCUGAUCUGGCUGCAAACAUUUGGGUGUUGGGUCUCUUGACUUGCAUAAGAAAUGAAGGAGGUCACGUUCCUUCCCUAGGUUUGUCUCUGUUGCCAGUGCUCUCAGGCCUCCUCAGUCACUGAUUCACACUCACUUGUAAUAGUGUGCCAGACAUGAGAGUGCUGCUGAUGGAUCGUGCCUCAUUUCUUGCAGUCGUGCAGUACCAAGAGUGCUGCUGGUCCAUGCAACUAAUAAGGCAUGUAGGCAUCGGAUAGCGAGAGGUGUUUCUCUCCUGACAUGCUGCUUUCCUCACUCCAUGCCUUGGAGAGUCUCAAAUUCAGCACCCACGGGCUGGGUCUGUUCCUGGAGCCUGCGCUCCCCCCUUGGCUCCCACCUCCCGUGGCAGGAGGCUGUGGUUAUAAACAUCAGCAUCCGUCUCCCACACGACUGGCAGCCACCAGAGGAGCUACUUCUCUCUUCAGGGACACUUUGCACCGUGUUAGGUUUUAAUAUUGUGGUUAACCACAGAUUUAUACAGAGCUGAAGAGAAACAGAAAAGGAAUGUGAAAUAAGAAAAGUAUGAAAGGAAAAACAGACUAAAAAUAAGUUUGCCAUAAAUAUUUCCUCCGUUUACACAAACUGAAAACCAAGGAUCUGAUAAUGAAUUGGAGAAACCAACGUGGAAUUUGCGCUACUCGGAGUUGCGUGGAGAACUGUAGCUUUUUUGGCUAACGUGGAACAGUCCUACAGCAUCUUAGGAAGAUCUUCAUCAGAAGGGAGAGGUCGUAGAGAUAUCUCUCACCAAGGCUGGAGCAACGAUUGCAUUCGUGGGCUCCUUUGCCGAGGUACUGAGAUGUUCUCAAUGAUUUUGAAUCUGUUUAUCAAUCAGAGCUUUGCAAAGUGGAGUUAAUUGUCUGCUUGUGUUGGAUGCCAUGCCCUAUGCAAAUUCCACGCUUGAAAACACUGCAAGUGUGAGUUUGUUGAAUGCCUGAAAACAAGGCCUCCUGUUCUUGAGAGCUGUGCCUGAAGGUGGCAGGGAGCUGUUUGCAGUGAGUCCCUGCUCUGACUUCAGCUGAAGCCCACAGUGGUGCACGCUUCAAUUCAGCAUUCUCAGUGCGAUGCGGGAUUUUGCAUUUGCAAAUUGGCUGCAGGCAGAAGUGUGAAUUGCAAGUAUUCCAGAAGUCUCUUAGUUCCCCUUACAGCACAGGUAUAAACACAAGCUAUCCAUGUGCCAACAUUCUUUUGCAGGCAUCAAAUUGCAAAUGCACUUACAGAAGCAUCGUUUGAGACCAGAUGUGUUUUGGAGAUUCAGGUUUAAUGAGCUUGUUUUCUUAUCUCGCUAGCAUUCUUACUUGUAACCACUUGCAGAAUUUAGGGAUACAAAACGUGACAAAGAGUCUUUGGAUUAAUUCUGUGCUCAGAUUUCCUAUGUUGGUGGUAAACUUCAUCAGCUUUGGAAAAAGCAUAACUCCAAACCUGAAUUGUGCUUCUGUCCCCUUUGGGCAGUCUUCUAUAUUAGUCUGAAUUUUGGAUAAAUAAAAAUUUUGGAUAAAAGCUUUCUUCUAAUGAGAGAGAAAACUCAUCACUUGAAGACUUUUACCUGCUAACAAAUGUAGCAGUCUGGUAGAAUUAUUCACUGCUUCGACUCUCAUCUAUUGACAGUAAUCUAUUGACUCCAAUUUAUUGAACGUGUAAAUAAACGCCGAAUUACCUCUAAAGCGGGACGGGAACAGAUCUUGUAGCAGUGUGCAAUUACUGGCCAUAAAUCAGAGAGAUGGAGAGAAGAUUUCCCAGCCCGGUCGUCACGUAGAAGCGGCGCCCUAUAAUUUUGAACCUCCUGUAUUUUCAUUCGAGUAAAUAACCCGUGGCUGCUGGGCAAACCCUAAAGGAGAGGAAAGCAGGUUGGGUUUCCGCCCCUGCUUCUUUGUGGCUCAUUGAGUGUCAGCCCCAGGCUGAGAGCGCAGAGCAGGGCUGCGGGGAAGACGCUGUCAUAAAAGAAGAAUUUCCACGGAAACACUUCUGUAUCCAGGACGUUACAUAAAGCAUCGAUUAGAUGAAUUUAUGGAGGGAAAAUCCAUCCAGAGCAGAUCUCCGGAAUCUGUGGGAGUGUACAGGAAAAUACCAUUAAGCGCUUGCCCUUUUCUCGGAGUUUAUCUGUGUUUGUGAUAUUGGCUGCUAUCAGGGGAAGGAUUAUUGGGUGUGAGGGACUUUAUCCAAGCCAGUACAGCUGUUCUGAAAUGCUUCUCAUUUUAUAGCUUUAACGACGCAGCGUGCUCGAUAAUCUGGUUUUCCGUACUCGGGCUAACUUGGUCGAAAAGGCGAUUCGCUGCAGGAUUACCCCUUCCCAGCACUGUUAGUACUGCUGCGUGGCAACUCCGUCUUUGAUGAGACCUCCUAUGACUGGUUUUACUCUAAAUGCUGUCACGGAGGACUGCUUAGGCUUGGAAAGUGGGGAGAGCCUGAGGCCCUUAGGGAGAAUUUCGAGGAAAAAGAAUAUUGGUAGCAAUGUUCUCAUUUGGCACAGAGCAUAGAAGAACUGCAGUGGGUAAGGUCAGAGGUCUGCUCAGCCCGUGUCCUGAAGCAGCAGGGAAAAUGAAGAGCACAGAGCAAACAGAUAAUCAUACUGUGAUAGUUUUGUCACCCCAGGACUUGCUGGCCUUGCUGUGAUUGCCACGGAUGGGUUUUUCUUCCAUAGCACCAUUCAGCUCCAGCCCACGUGCCCUGAGCCGUCAGAAUGUGCUGGAGUGAGACCCCUGUCUGCUUGGGCAGCACACAGCUUUGGUUCUGGUUCUCCUUACAGGUGGUUCCUCUCUGGGAAGAGACAUUUAAAUAGGUUUUUUUUUUCUUUGCUAUUUGCUCUCUUUCUGCCACUCAUGAUGUUAUAGGUCCUUGUUACGGUUUUGUUCUUUCAACCUCCUCUUUUCCAACCUGAAGGGCAUUAGUUUUUGUAUGGAAGCUGUUCUGUUCUGGCCAUUUUUAGUGCCUUCGUAAGCACGCUCCUAUUUCAGCUCUGUCACAGAGCUGAUAUUCACACAGAUAACGCUCUGGUAUAUGGAAGAACUUUGUAUUAGUGUGGUUUGUUAGCAUUCCUUUGGCUGCAUCAGCGACAAACGUUUGCGCAUCCAUUUCCUGAUCUCACGUUUCCUCCUGCAGGGCACUGACACCCUCCAGUCAGCAAUCCAACCAGAAAUGCAGAUAGAGCACGGAGCCAUCCAAAUCCAAUAAGGAAGUGGCGAAGAGCUGCACGAGCCGAGGUGUCAGUGAGCCACGGUGGGAAAUGAAGUGCUGCAGUCGUCGUGCAACCCCGGGAAGGUGGACUCGUAGACUGACGGUCGCUCCCCUGCACGUAGCAGGUUUCUGACCAUCUGUUUGUGCUCAGCCAGGAUAAACCAGAGCCAUUUGCUGCAGUUGGAGCUGCAUCGCUGCGUCUGUUGAGAAUAUGCCCCUCAGAAAAAAAAAAAAAACAAAAAAAACAUGGCCCGCCCUUAGGUAUAUUUAAGGAGGAAAGAGUCGUUUUGGGAAGAAGUCUAAUUAAUCGAAACCGUGAGACUUACAUUAAUGUUCCAUCCUGUCGUUUCUUCUGUGAAUUACACCAUUUGAAUGUCUGCAGAGCGUCUUAGGAGGUGUAUUGCUGCUUCGCAAUACUUGCUGUACCACGCAUCGAAGAUCAGGAGCUCCAAUAUUUUUCACCGUUCAGACAGCUUUUUUUAUUUGCUGUGCUGUUUAUAACAAAAAUGGAAAAUAUUUAAAAAAAAAAAAAAAAAAAAAGAAAAAUUCCAUAACUGCAAGUAUUAGCCUUUUGCUGGUGUUUUCUGUUCGGUGUAAUGAAAAAUGUAUUUGCAGAAGACUAACAAUUUUGUUUGUACUGUUGCUUAACUACUUUUCUAGGGGAAAAUGCUUUUAAAUGCUGUAAUUAUGCAUUUCUAAUGAAAAAUAAAUGUGUAUUUAUGAAUAGU
Messenger RNA from Numida meleagris (helmeted guineafowl), 6103 nucleotides. It is a transcript of the gene BANP, whose product is annotated as BTG3 associated nuclear protein. Gene Ontology annotation, molecular function: DNA binding. Gene Ontology annotation, biological process: protein localization to nucleus; negative regulation of protein catabolic process. The record is from RefSeq and is a predicted model, not a curated record. Bases 246 to 1931 code for a protein of 561 amino acids. NCBI's taxonomy places the organism in Eukaryota, Metazoa, Chordata, Aves, Galliformes, Numididae. The transcript is spliced from 14 exons.